CCUUCGCGGAUAAGGUUGGUCCCUUCUAGUGAUUGAUGUUAAAAGAUUGCCCGCGGGUUCUCGGCAUCUCGAUUGAUGUUUUUUUUCUUCCUUCUGGUCGGACAGAAUCACUGAAUGAUGCACCAGUCGUCUCACAUAUGAUGUGCUGAGCCGUGGCUGAUCUUUCAAGUCCGAGGCUUCACCUACGGAGAAAGUGCCCAGCGCGUGAAAUUUCUUAUGAAGGCAGCUUUCCCAUGUGCCAAGUGCAACCGAGGGAAGGGAAGCAGAAGGGAACUCAUCAGCCGUGCCGUACGCCAAGGCAAAGUAGUAAUUAUGUCAAGCACAGUUGUGACAGCUAGCCCUUCUCGUCGUGCCUCGUGGUGCGCUGGGAGCUAGACGAAGUCCGCUAUCAUGGGGGCGGGUCAGGAUAUACCGUAUCCGGACACAAUGAUCAGACCACGAGGCAGUGGCACACAACGUAUUCGCCCGGUAUCCGCUGCGACAAAGCAAAUCUCCUCGUCGCUUUGUUGACGUCGUCCAUGGAUGAGCGCAUGCUCCGGGCAGGGGGUAUAUAACGAUGCCAGUGCAAAGACCGACCGCCUAUGGCUUCCAGCUUUUCUGUCUCAUCAUCCCUCGGCUGCAUCCGCUCCGCUUCAGUCGCGUUCCUCACCGAUCUCCAAUCUUCGAAAUCGCUACAUCAGCUCCUCUGCGCUCCAUCCGGUCUCCUUGAUUGCGACGACAUGUCGUUCGACGUGUUCCCCAUCAGCCAACACCUGCACGAUGCGUCGAACAAACAGGCAUUCCUCCUGGAGCUACACUUUCAUCGCAAUGUGACGCAUGGUGGACCGGGCUCUACCGUCUUCACAGCGUCAAGUUCCCAGUGGGGAGAUCACAAACUCCUCGGAUCUUUCGCGAUUCACGACUCUGUGUACACCCAUCCCAAUCGAGUCGCGGGUGUCACCGCCGCUUUCGUUCUCACGACCAUGUCGCAAGCCAUCCGACUUGGCUGGGUCGAUGCGCGCGUCGGGAUGCAUGAGCUCGUGCGGUUUCAUCACCCUCAGCCGCAGUUCCCGAUCGACACCCAUAUAACAUCCAUCAAAGUCGAGCAGAUCCCGCUCCCUCCUCUUCCUCUCGAUCUGUUCAAUUUGGAUUCCUGAAUGAUCGAGUAUUCACGAGUGCCCACUGCGGGCAGCGGGCACAUGCAUUCUGCUUUUGGGACCUUCUCCUUAUCUCGUUCGAAUACCCGCCGAGCGCACGGCCAACAUCUUAUUGCUUACUGUAUUGCUUUGUCUUUUGUAUCAAAGCUGGAAUAACUGGAGAUGGAAAUCUG
This is a messenger RNA of Mycena citricolor, 1309 nucleotides long. The record is from the annotation of a GenBank genome assembly. Lineage: Eukaryota; Fungi; Basidiomycota; Agaricomycetes; Agaricales; Mycenaceae.